AUCUGGUAAACUGAGCACAGGCAAAGUUGACGUUGAGGGACAGAUCACUGAGUCCAUCCAGGGAUUUGUGAUGACUUGUAUUUAAGUAGAAACCACUCCAGAUGAAUGCUUUUGGGAAGACUUCGGCUUUGGGAUUUCUGAUCUCCAUCACUAUUCUGGUGCCUGAUUCAAGUUGUUCAAGUAAGGGAAAGGUGCAGGAACCAGGGGGUUAUCAGCCGCCUGAGCCAUGGGAUUAUCAGGUGCAGGAGCCAUUGGAUGAUCAGCUGCAGGUGCCACUGGAUGAUCAGCUGCAGGAACCACUUUUCUCAUAUGUUAAUAUUACGAUAUCUGUGCAGAUGGGUACAAAGACUCUGCUGCUCUGCCCUCCUGUUCCACCAACAAAAGCAGUAGUAAUAACAUGGGUAAUAACCCUUAGAGGCCAGCCUCCAUGUAAAAUAUCCUACAGAGUAGAAACCAAGGAGACCAGUGAAACCAACUGUACAGACAGGAGAAUCACCUGGGCCUCCACACCUGACCAGAGUCCUGACCUCCAGAUCAAUGCAGUGGCCCUCAAUCAUGAUGGGCAUUACUCAUGUGAGAUCGAAACACCUGGUGGGAAUUCCUAUGAAAGAUGGGACCUCCAAGUGCUAGUCCCUCCUGCAGUAACCCUGUUUCCAGGAGAGAAUAGAACUGCAGUUUGUGAGGCAACUGCAGGCAAGCCGCCUGCUCAGAUCUCCUGGACUCCAGAAGGGUACUGCAAAACAAAGAAUGAAUCACACAGCAAUGGCACUGUGACUGUCAGGAGCACAUGCCAGUGGGAUCAUAAGAAAGUGCAUGCUGUGCUCUGCUCUGUCACCCAUUCGACUGGCAACAAGAUUCUAUCCAUACAACUGAACCAAGGUGUCACCAGCCCUCUGCAUUCCUUGCUGACCAUUCUCUAUGUGAAACUUUCCCUUUUGGGGAUCAUUUUGCUCAUCAUGGGAUUUGCUUUCUUCCAGAAGAGAAAUUACUUCAGAAAAUGAAAAUCCAGAUUUCUGAAGCCUAUUGGUCUGGUGACAAAAUACAAGAAAACAGCCAUUUGCAGUCACCUUUCUAGUUGAUACCCAGCAUACCUGUUCCUGAUGUCUCCAUGUUUGCUACAAGUCCUGUGACAGCUGGCCGUCAUGCAGUAUGAAUACACAGGCAAAAGCUUGGUGCUUACUAUCACAUGUACUAUUAAUGACCAUAUACUCUCUCUUGUCUCUGUUUCUCAGGCCAAAGAGGAUGGCUUAGCAAAAGAUGAACAACAGUGCUGGAUGGAUUUCUUCCACCCAAGUCCUCCAGGAAUGGCUUCCAUCAAUUUCCUCUUUGUUUGUUCAUUUUAAAUGAUCAUAACUGUUUCACUGUCAGGUGCCGUGAGAAGAAACACCUUCAAGUUAGCCACUAGCUGGCCUUCUUUUCUUGCUUGCUUUUUGAUAGUUAUCUUUUGUAUUAAUCAUUGAACACAUGGCUAGGAGCCAUUUUUUUUUUAGCAGUAUCUCUGUGCUUUAGUAGAAAUUAAAAGUUGAGCACAGAGAAGGCACUGCCAGUGUCAUGGAGGUAACAUUGAAAUCCCCUUACUGUUUAGAACCCCAGUGUCCCAAUUCUCUUUGCUGUCUGCUGUGAUGCAUCCAUCACAGGGGAUGGGAUGGAUCAGGGAGGGUAAGGGUAAGACACUGGUGAACCCUAAUAACUGGAAACCUUUGCUUCACUUGAUACAGACAGCAAUCCUAUAAUUAUAUAUAUAUAUAUAGAUAUAUAAAAUAUAUAAUAAUAUAUUAUAUAUAUGAUAUAUAAUAAUAUAUAUAUUAGGUAAAAGAAUUACUUCUUGACUACAGUGACAAGUGAUUAGCUAUUCGUUUUGUUUUUAGUAAAAGUUUAGAGAAAAAAAAUGAGUAUGUUAUAGUAGAGGAUGCUUGGAUGGUUACCUCAAGUGGUUCUUUAAAAGUUUGUGUCUUGUCUAUUUCACAGUCUAGCGUAGUUGAUCAGGCCAGCCAGAGGAUAGAGGGGUUUUUCUUUAAGCUAUUGUUUUAUUCUACAAUUUAUUCUCGGUGGGGGCCCACAGAGACUCCAUAAUGAGGCCCUGUUCCAUCUUGACUCAGGGUCAGAGAGUCCCAUUUGCUUUGUUCCACAUGGCUGCAUAAUAGGAUGUUUUGGCCAAAGCCUUGGUUACCAGGUGUCUUAUACUUCAAGACCUAAUUACAAGAUGUUUCACUGUAAGGAAUGGUUACCAGGUGUUUUGGAAAUUAAGGAAGGGUCUACACUUGUUUGUACUUUUUACUUGACCUUGAAAGAGGGAGGUCUUUCACCUCUCCUCUUUCAGGUGUAUAAAAAGCUCACUAGGAAUAAAAUGGAGGUGACUGUGGUAUUGACCCAGAUUUCUCCCGCUGCUUUUCUGUGUCUCUAUCUUUUUAUUUUACAUCUACAUCUCUAUUUUUCAUAUCUUUAUUUCUCAAUCCUCACUCCUCCCUUUAAGGACAGUUUGAUAGUCAGACUGGGCCACGACAAUUCUCUGAGUAGUUUCUAUUCAGCAGGUGACUAGGGAGAGGGAAAGAUUGCAUGUGCAAUACUUUAUUAGUCAGUUCUGGAGUAGUAAGCACACCUACUCAGAUGCCAUGCCUAGAACUCAGUCAUAUGACCACACUAAGUUGUAGGAAGCCUACAUAGUGUAGGUGGUUAACUUGAAGAGAAAGAAUGAGGCUUGGUGCACACUUAGAAUUCUCUGCACACAAUAAAGAGAAGGAAGAGUGCUAAUAUCAAGAUUAAUGCCUGCUUUAAUAGUAGGAAAUCACCAUGUGUCAAGCAAUAAAUCCACUCAUAAUUGUCACUCAAAUACAUGUAAGGUAUGAGCUCUUUUAUUAUAAUGUUUUCAUGUUUAAGUCAGGACAUAAAGGGGGAAGAGAUCUAGCACUAUAAUUCUCUAACAGACUAGGAAAUACAGGGGCAAAGAUUGCAUGUAGCUCGGUUCAUUGUCUAUCUUCCCUGUUCUACUUGUGAUAGACAGUUCACUUCAUGAUUAAAUCUUCAUCCAACUUAGUCAUGUUUUUAGUAGAUCUUAAAGUUCUCUCCAUAAACAGAUCAUGGGCCCUCUUUAUUCACUCAAAAUAAUAUUCUCUGUCCAAUAAAAAGAUACAUAAAUGGCAGUUUGUCAAUUUUGAGUUGGGGUCUCAAAAGGUCCUGAGUGCUUCUACUACUUUUCACUCCUUGGGAAUAUGCAAGACCUAGCCUGCUGGAGGAUGAGAACAGAACACAGCUGAUUCAAGUCAGUCAAGCCUUGCAUCUCUCUCUUGAGGCCAGUAUAAGGAUCCAGGAGUCAGCUUUCUCUUGGACCCUAAGCAAGCUCAAUCAAGAUCAUGAGACAUGAGCCGGAGCUCAUCCUAGACAAAUGAACAAUCAUUGCCACAGAGUUCAUGUGGUUGCUUAUCAGGUAGCACAUUUGAGUGUUACCUAACUCAUACAUUGCUCCAUAACCUAACUCCAAUUUCAUAAGUAACUUACAUAUUGCUCAAUAACAUACCUCUGAUUUUGUCAGGACACACAUAGCUAACAGCCUCUUUCAGUUUCCUUUGCAUCUGAGCCUGAUCAUUAGCUCUGACAAAUGAGAUGUGUGAUGUUUUCACGACAACUCCUUAAAGAAAAGGAAGGAUUUUCAUUUGCUUUCCAAGUUAUCUGUGGAACUGCAGUGCUGGUGUGACUCCUGGAGGUCCCAGAGCUACUUUAUCCAUGGAUAAUGCUGAGGAAGGAAGCUACCAAUUAAGUGAAAAAACAGAAAAAUGGAAAGACUUGAUCUUGAUGACCAUUGAUUUACCCAACCAGCUCUCAGUCAUCCAUUUGUUGUUUUGU
Molecule: messenger RNA, 3840 nt
Organism: Peromyscus leucopus (white-footed mouse)
Lineage: Eukaryota; Metazoa; Chordata; Mammalia; Rodentia; Cricetidae
Product: cell surface glycoprotein CD200 receptor 2-like
Exons: 6
Coding region: 102-1001 (299 amino acids)
Biological process (GO): regulation of neuroinflammatory response
Cellular component (GO): external side of plasma membrane
Molecular function (GO): signaling receptor activity
Source: RefSeq, a predicted model, not a curated record